Molecule: messenger RNA, 4680 nt
Organism: Tyto alba (common barn owl)
Lineage: Eukaryota; Metazoa; Chordata; Aves; Strigiformes; Tytonidae
Gene: INVS
Product: inversin
Exons: 17
Coding region: 576-3896 (1106 amino acids)
Biological process (GO): protein localization to ciliary inversin compartment
Cellular component (GO): ciliary inversin compartment
Molecular function (GO): protein binding
Source: RefSeq, a predicted model, not a curated record
GAGGCUAGGAAGGCAACUAACUGUAGUGGUAGACGUGAUUUGGAAGGAAAUAGUGAAGAAAGAAGAGAGUGCCAUUAUACCACUGCAUAAAUCCCCGUUUUGCCCACAGAUUGGAUAACUAGUGGAAUUCUCUGUCCAUCUCAAAAAGGUUAGAACAGAGCUGUGAAAAGGUCCAAAAAAGGGUAGUUAAAAUGGUCAUGCAUACAGAAAAGCUGCUGCUUGGGUAACAGUUAAGUAAGCUAUGACUCUUUCAGCUAGAGGAAGAUAUGAUCAGGGAGAAUAUGUUAAAAAUCUGUAGAAUAAUUACUGAUGGAUAAGAAUUGUUUAUUUACUGUCCCUUCCAGUACAAGGAUUAAGGGCCCUCAGAUGGCAAGAGCCAGGACAAGAUAGAUGAAAGCAAGCAGUUUGUCCUUACAGUGUUUGGUUGUGGCAAGGAGCUUCUUGGCAGUGGAUAUUGUGGGUGCUACAAGUUUGCCCAAUCUCAAAAGGAAACUGGACACAUUUAUAGUAGAACUGAAUUCCUACAAAAAAUGUUGGUGGUGCAGAUCUGACCUAUGGUAAUACCUUGAAAGAGUAUGAAUAUUUCAGCAAACUGCCUCUUCAGUGGUUCCUUGUUAGCAUCUGAAGUGCAUGCUGCUGCUGUUAAUGGAGAUAAGAGUACCCUCCAAAAACUAAUAGCAGGAAACUCUGAGCUGAAAGAUAAAGAGGACCAGUUUGGAAGAACUCCACUCAUGUACUGUGUAUUGGCUGACAGACUGGACUGUGCAGAGGCAUUGCUGAAGGCUGGAGCCAAUGUUAAUAGAGCUGAUCGUAGCCGAAGAACUGCUCUCCAUCUUGCUGCACAAAAGGGAAAUUACCGCUUCAUGAAACUUUUACUGGCUCGUAGAGGGAACUGGAUGCAGAAGGACUUAGAGGAUAUGACACCAUUGCAUUUAACUACACGUCACAAAAGCCCAAAAUGUUUAGCUUUGUUGCUAAAACAUAUGGCACCUGGAGAAGUGGAUACUCAGGACAGAAACAAGCAAACUGCAUUGCAUUGGAGUGCCUACUACAAUAACCCAGAGCAUGUGAAACUUCUCAUAAAACAUGAUUCAAAUAUUGGAAUCCCUGAUGUUGAAGGAAAAAUCCCACUUCACUGGGCUGCUAACAACAAAGACCCUAGUGCAGUUCACACAGUGAAAUGUAUUCUGGAAGCUGCACCUACAGAAUCUCUGCUUAACUGGCAAGACUAUGAAGGACGAACUCCCCUUCAUUUUGCUGUUGCUGAUGGGAAUGUAGCUGUUGUUGAUGUCCUCACCUCCUACGAAGGCUGCAAUGUGACAUCUUAUGACAACUUGUUUCGAACUCCCCUUCAUUGGGCAGCCUUACUUGGUCAUGCACAGAUUGUCCAUCUCUUAUUAGAAAGAAAUAAGUUUGGAACUAUCCCAUCUGAUAGUCAAGGUGCAACACCCCUACAUUACGCAGCACAGAGCAACUUUGCUGAAACAGUUGAAGUAUUUUUGAAACAUCCUUCUGUAAAAGAUGACUCAGAUCUUGAGGGAAGAACAUCCUUCAUGUGGGCAGCUGGCAAAGGCAGUGAUGAUGUCAUUAGGACUAUGCUGACUUUAAAAUUGGAUAUUGAUAUCAAUAUGACAGACAAAUAUGCUGGCACAGCAUUACAUGCUGCUGCCCUGUCUGGCCAUGUCAGCACAGUGAAAUUGCUGCUGGAACAUAACGCGCAGGUAGAUGCUUCAGAUGUCAUGAAACAUACCCCGCUUUUCCGAGCCUGUGAGAUGGGACACAAAGAAGUGAUACAAACGCUCAUCAAAGGAGGAGCAAGAGUAGAUUUGGUUGACCAAGAUGGCCAUUCGCCCCUUCACUGGGCAGCACUGGGAGGAAAUGCUGACGUGUGCCAAAUCUUGAUAGAAAAUAAAAUCAACCCUAAUGUGCAGGAUUAUGCAGGUAGAACACCUCUUCAGUGUGCUGCUUAUGGAGGUUACAUUAACUGCAUGGUAGUGUUACUGGAAAACAAUGCAGACCCAAAUAUUCAGGAUAAAGAGGGAAGAACUGCUUUGCACUGGCUCUGUAACAAUGGCUACCUUGAUGCUAUAAAAUUGCUGCUUGGUUUUGAUGCUUUCCCUAAUCAUAUGGAGAACAGCGAGGAGAGAUAUACUCCACUUGAUUAUGCUUUGCUUGGUGAACACCAUGAAGUGAUUCAGUUCAUGUUAGAACAUGGGGCUCUGUCUAUAGCUGCCAUACAGGACAUUGCUGCUUUCAAAAUUCAGGCUGUCUACAAAGGAUACAAAGUUAGAAAGGCUUUUCAAGAGAGGAAGAAUCUUUUAAUGAAACAUGAACAGCUGAGAAAAGAUGCUGCUGCCAAGAAACGUGAAGAGGAAAGUAAGAGAAAAGAAGCCAAGCUACAGAAAGGGAUGCAGAACGUGGAGCAAAAUCGGUUUCGAGUACAGCAGAAUCCUGCAAACCGAGAGAAGACUGCCAGCAUCUCACAGUUACCUAAUAAAACAGUCGAUAUACAGAAUAAGAGACCUCUGCCCCUUAAUGCUUCACAAAUUCAACCAGGGAGAAACAGUAGAGGUUCACCUAAAGCUUGUCACAACAAAGGGACACCAAAGGAGAGUUGCCUGUCAUCAGAGCCUCAGCGCGAAGGUCAUAAAAGCAGGCAAGAUUCAUUGAGGAAACACAUCAAAAGUAAGUCAAGUUGUGUCCAUUUCCAUUGUGACAAAGCAAAAGAGGGAACAAAAGUUGAAGUGAAACAUGAGGUUGCAGCUGCUACGGAACUGCAUGGAGAAAAGCACAAGGAGCACACUGCUGAGGCGAUAGUUGCUUAUGCUCGGAGGAGCAGAAGGCACACUUCUUCUGCUUGUAGGACUGCUAGUGGUGGGGAGAAAUUAAGAGAUCAAAGUCAGCCUUCAUCUGGCAACAAGGACCGUUGUGAAGGAACAGCUGUGCUCUUCUGCAACGUCAGUUGUACCGGUGGAAUUGCGAGAAACUCAAAGCAGUGUGAAGCUUCUUCCAAAGGCAAAAGGCAUCAGCAGAAAUGCAGAAAUAAAGAGGUAAAUGAUGAGCGAUGUUCACCAGCUGGCUCUAGUAGACCAGGAAGUGCCAAAACGGUAUUUGUAAACACCAGGAAUGACAGUGUGCAUGCUGUAGAACAAACUAACAAAGUGGGAAAUAACAAAUUAGGAAAAAAGGCCUCCCCUUCAUUGUCUGCUGAGGCAGAACCUACCGGAACUGUGCCAAGAAAUCCAGCAGCGUGUUCUGCUCCUGAUGACAGUUUGAACUUGGAAAAAACAGGCGUAAUUGGAUCCAGGAAUGCAGAUGAUCAGUUAUGUUCUGUCGCAUGGCAAAGUACAAAUAUUGAACUAAUCCCUUUAGAGAUUCGAAUGCAGAUAAUAGAAAAAGAAAGAAAAAGAAAAGAGCUGUUCCGGAAGAAGAACUAUGCUGCUACAGUUAUACAGAGGACUUGGAGAAGUUACCAGCUGAGACAGGAGUUGUUUCAGCUUCUCAGUGCUAAGCGGCGGUGCAAAGAAGAUGAAGACAAAUGGAGACAAGAGACAGCUGCCUUCUUCAUUCAAGUUGCUUGGAAGAAACAGCUGAACCAUAGCCCUCUGAAAUCAGUUCCUUCGUAUCAAAAUCAGAAAUCUAUAAAAACCAGCUCGGCCAUAAAAAGCAGCAAGCAGUCCAUCCUUAAGCAGAUCUAUGGACGUUCUCAGGAAGGCAAAGCGUUUCCGCCAGCAAGACCUCCUUCUAAGCUGAAACUUUCUGAUGUGCAGCUGGUCUCAGUAAACAACCUGCAGUGCGUUCAUGUGCUGGAGAACAUGGGAAAAUCAAAGCAGUUUUCCUACAACAUGAGACCCACCACCGCUGCCAAAUCAAAAAAUACCGGACUCAAGCACUAAGCAAAACCGAACGCUCGGAACUUGAAGAGCACAUUCCGGUACAACUGUUGUCUCUCCUAACGUACGAGUCAUCUACAACUUGCUAAACUUGAACACAUUUUCAGUUUUGUAGUAUCUCCACAUUACAUGCCGAGCAGACUUCUAAGGAGUUGGACUAAUUCUGUUUUGUGUACAAAUUAGUUUUUAAAUGCAACUGUUAAUUUAUUUACUGACAGGAUGAAAUCUGAAUUGCAUUUGGAAACGGCAAAUGAAGCACUAAGCCCAGCCUUGCAGUGGAGUUGCAGGGACUCCCAAAGUUUUCUGUUGUCAAAAGUCAGAAUUUUGAAUGCAUUCAAAGGCAGUUCCCAAGAGGGAAACUGUACUAAGGAUGGAGCAAUUCUUAAAGACUGCUGUUCAAUUUCACCUCAAGUUUAUGAAAUUUAUUUCAAAAUCUAAACAGGAACAGAAAAGCCUUUACUCCCCACUUCCAUACUAAAGAAGCCAUUGUUUCUUAGCUAGCUGUGGAUUUGAAAGGAAAGAAGUAGAGCUGUCCACAAAACCCGCUCAGUAAAUAAAUUGCUCUCCACAGCCUAUGGGAAGUGCUUGGGGUAUGUUUUCUGCCCUCGGAGAUCAUCACCGGGUUUUUUUUUUUUUCCAUAUUUAUAAAUAUUUUUAUACAUAAAGUUUCUACAGAAAGCAAAAAAGACAGGACCUCUUCUAGACUCGUUCUUAUAAGAGCUUUGGAGCUGCCAGUGUACAGUAUUUACCUUGCACAAGGAAUUUAAAAAUAUGAACUCAACAAAAA